This is a messenger RNA of Rhagoletis pomonella (apple maggot), 9794 nucleotides long. RefSeq names its product unconventional myosin-XV (gene Myo10A). Gene Ontology annotation, molecular function: protein binding; ATP binding; cytoskeletal motor activity. NCBI's taxonomy places the organism in Eukaryota, Metazoa, Arthropoda, Insecta, Diptera, Tephritidae. The transcript is spliced from 7 exons. The coding region runs from base 290 to 9478 and encodes 3062 amino acids. Gene Ontology annotation, cellular component: cytoskeleton; myosin complex. The record is from RefSeq and is a predicted model, not a curated record.
UCACACUACUCUUCGGGUGCCUAACUAGUUCUCCGCGGCUUAGCGCAGAGAGCUUUUAGCCGCAGUCGCAUAUAAAAACAAGUUCUGCGUUAAACGCAGCUGUGCGCCGUUGGCCGUUUGGUAUGCGUGACGCUGGACUGGGCACAUCAAUUCGAAAGCCUUACGAUUUUGCAUUCUUAAUAUCGAUGCAUGUGUUCAAAAGGAAUUCGCAUUAGUAACAACUUUCUACCGAAUACGCAAACUACACUUGGAAGACAAGCGCAGGAGUUAAAAUAAAUUCUACUAAACCAUGGAUUGGGUGGAAGGAGACUUGGUGUGGUUCGAUCCCGGGGUAGGGCACCCUAUACCUGGCGAAAUUCAAGAGGUGCACCGUGCGGCGCAAGUGAUUGUCGUACAGGCACUCAUCAAGGGAAAGCCGCAAACAUUUGCACUGCAGCCAGGCGAGGGUAAUCUACGACCGCGACAAGAUCUCGGAAGUACUGGCGUUGAGGACAUGACUAUGUUGGAAGAUUUGCAUGAAGCUUCAUUGCUGUGGAACUUGCGGCUUCGUUACGACAAAGGCCUUAUUUAUACGUUUGCAGGCAGUAUUCUGAUUGCUGUCAAUCCAUACAAAAUGUUUCCCGACUCAUACGGACUAGAAGUGGCUAAGAAAUAUGCUGGCAAACCGUUGGGCACAAUGCCACCCCAUCUUUUUGCCAUAGGCGCAGCUGCACAUGCCGCAUUGCCGUUGCCUCAAGUCGUGGUAAUAUCGGGAGAAUCGGGUUCUGGUAAAACCGAAUCUACAAAGUUGGUGAUGCAGUACUUGGCUGCUGUGGUGCCGGGAGGGGGUUCCGCGUCAGCCGUCAUUGCUGAACAAAUACUAGAAGCUGCACCUUUGCUAGAGGCCUUUGGCAAUGCGCGUACAGCUCGUAACGACAACAGUUCGCGUUUCGGUAAAUACCUGGAAGUUUACUUUAAAAACGGCGCAAUUGUAGGCGCAAAAAUUACACAAUAUCUACUGGAGAAGUCACGCAUUGUAACUCAGGCGCCUGGGGAGCGGAACUACCAUGUUUUCUAUGAGAUGCUCGGUGGCUUGUCGGAGACUGAACGUACCAAAUAUGGUUUGCUUGAAGCAGAUAAAUAUUUCUAUUUGAAUCAAGGUGCUACUGACUGUGCACCGGGACGUGUGGAUUGGGAUUCCCUCCAAAGUGCCAUGCAAGUCUUAGGCGUUACUGAAGGCGAACGGGAGGGUAUUAUUCGAGUGCUGGCAUCGGUACUGCAUCUAGGAAAUGUGUACUUUCAUCGCCGACAGCUGCGUCAUGGCCAAGAGGGUGUAGAAGUAGGCUCUGAUGCUGAAAUCAAAUGGGCGGCUCAUUUGUUGCACAUUUCCGCUGAGGGACUUCACAGAGCAUUGACUAGUCGCAUAACGGAGGCGCGAUCAGAACGUCUGCAUACUCCGCUCGGUAUUGAUCAAGCACUUGACUCUAGAGACGCCUUCGCUAAGGCUUUAUAUUCUGGACUAUUCAAUUGGCUGGUGUCGCGCAUAAACUCCAUUGUGCAGAAAGGUGGCACACACGAUGCACAUCGUAUAUCAAUUUUGGAUAUUUUUGGCUUCGAAGAUCUGGCGGAGAACUCUUUUGAGCAGUUGUGCAUAAAUUAUGCAAAUGAAAAUCUUCAAUUAUACUUUAAUAAACAUGUAUUCAAGCUAGAGCAAGCUGAGUACUCGCGAGAACGGCUGGAGUGGACCCCGCUUACGUGGGAUGAUAAUUUGCCGGUUAUUCAUUUAUUGGCUAAAAAACCCGUAGGAAUAUUCCACUUGCUUGACGACGAAUCCAAUUUUCCACGCGCAACCGACAUGAGCUUCUUGGAAAAGUGUCACUACAAUCAUGCUCUAAACGAGUUGUAUUCUCGGCCUCGUAUCGGUGCCCAAGAAUUCGGCAUAACUCACUACGCUGGCCAAGUGUGGUAUUGCGUAGAUGGGUUUCUGGACAAAAAUAGAGAUGCUUUGCGAGGCGAUGUGCUUGAGUUGUUGGCCUCAAGUAAACUGCAGUUAGUUGUCGAUUUGACGAAGCAGUUAAGAGCUCAAAGGGAUUCUGGCAAAACUCUUCCCAAGGGAAGCAAUGGACGCUUCGUAACCAUGAAGCCACGUACUCCCACCGUUGCGGCUAGAUUCUCAGACUCACUGCAGCAGCUUCUUCAAUCUAUGGGUCGCUGCAAUCCAUGGUUCGUGCGGUGCAUUAAGCCGAAUAACGAAAAACAUGCGUUGAAAAUGGACAUGCCAUGUGUUCUACAACAGCUGCGCUACCUUGGAAUGCUCGACACCAUUCAAAUCAGACAAAAAGGCUACCCAGUUCGCUUGAAAUUCCAGCAUUUUGUUGAGCGUUACCGUCACCUUUUGCGAACACCCCUACCUCGGGGUACACCAUAUCGGGAGUUAUGUCGUAUUCUACUGGAAUCUCUACCGCGAACAGGUAUAGAAGGACCCGACUUUCAACUAGGUGCGACACGUGUAUUCUUACGAGAAGCUCUGCAUCGCAUGCUAGAAAGCGGACGUUCGGAUCGUCUUAAAUCAGCGGCGGUUGUUAUACAAAAGAACGUUCGAGGAAUGUUGGUGCGUCGGCACUUAGCCCGCAAAAAGAAAGCUGCGAUAAAGAUCCAGUCAAAGUGGCGUGGUCACCGUGAAAUGAGGAAAUAUACAUCGCUUAGGAAAAGCGUUGUCCAGGCGCAAUCGCUGUGGCGUGGUAAAAGGGAUCGAAAGAGAGUUGCUAAACUUAAAGCCGAGUAUAAGCGACGAUUGGAAGCACAAAAAGCACAAAAGGAACGCGAGGCCAAAAGGCUAGCUAAGGAACACAUUGAACGUAGUCAAGUGGCCUACUUAGAUAUACCAGCGGAAUUGGCUUUUAUAUAUUCAAAGAUAGAUGGCUGGACGCCGGUACAUGGCGACCGGCAUCUUGUUAAAGUAGUUGGCACCGUACCAGGACCGCCGGUUGCUGGAGAUCUGCCAAGGGAUUUGGAUCAGUUCUCAUUUGGAAAGUUCAGCUCAGUAUACUGCAAUGGAUUGCGUUUAUCACCACGUCGUGAACCGAUUACCACACCAUUUCUCACCAGAGCUGCGUCCAGAGACCAAGAUUUCCAAGAUUCUCUGGCAGUAUUCAAAUUGAUACUUCGUUGGACGAAUGAUAAAUCCCUCGAUGGAAAUAAGGAGAAAGUUUUAUCGGAUUAUAUUGUACACAAAGGUCUGUCUUCUCGUGGAUUACGUGAUGAAAUACUGGUACAACUAUGCAAUCAAGUAUAUAAUGCAGAGGAAUCUAACUCGCAACGUAUAUGGCAGUUGAUGGCGCACUGUUUGUCAUGCUUUCAGCCGGGUCCUGCUUUUAGUAAAUAUCUGAUGAAGUUUAUUAUGGAUAACGCCCCAUCUUCCAUGAAGGAGCUCCUUUUGAAGAAGAUUUUGCGUAAUUCCAGUAAUACGCAGGCAAACGCCUGUCGAAAUUUUGUACCAUCAUGGGUAGAGUGGCGGGCUAUCUCGAAAAUGUCCGAUAUUGCGGUAUCUCUGACAUUGCCAGACGAUGUUUCACAAACAGUUGCUAUAGAUUCAUGGACAACUUGCGAGGAGGCGGCUUCGUUGGCCAUCUCAACACUCGGUAUAUCAAAUCGUGGCUGGACUGUUGUUUUAGACGAUGGAAAGUUGGUAACUGAUUCUUGUGGAUUAGAUUACGUUUUAGAUCUUAUAUCGGAAAAAGAAUUGUGCCCAGCUUUUCCUGCAAUACGCAGUGAUCUUAUGAAAACCGGCGCAAAGUUUUUGCGAACAAGCAUCCCUGAACCCGAGCCAAGUAGCCCAAAGAGGCCACAGGUUCCACCACCGGAGCCUCCUAAAGCCAAGACAAGUUCGGCGAGAGAAUCGCCUAUAGCCGAACCGCAAAUUGAACCUCCAGUAAGGAAGACAUCACGAGAUUUAUUGUCCAGAAGCUCGGUUCUUAACGAACGAUAUUUCGAACAAGAAAAGACGCGAUCGAAGUCAUUAGAUGACCUAUUAGCCGGAGAUAUUGCUGAUUUAGAUCCAACACCUGAACCUGAACCGCUAACGAACCUUGGGCUAUCUGAAAGUCGUCUUAAUGAAAGAUACCACUCUGCAGAGCGUUUGGCCCCCAUGGGAAAAGAAACUGCUCCUAGAUAUCAAAAAUCUCAGAAUGCUGGCCGUCGAUCGCACGCUGGAUCUCACUCCAGCAAAUAUAUGGACAAGUCCGAAUAUGCAACCCGUUCAUCGGCAAUGUCUGAUACGAGCGAAGCACCGUCGCUAGCUUCACAUGUACGACGAGUGCGUGUGCCAUCACAAGCUUCUGAUGUCGAUCAAUUUCUCGAUGAUUUAUUUAGUCCCGUUUUGGAUGGUUCUCUAGAUGAAUUAUCAGAUGCAAGGUCAUUGGCUGCAAGCAUAAGAGGAGGCGGACAACCAUUUACAGAGGAUUCUGUAUUUAACUCUGACAUCUGUGACUUUUUGGAUGCACCAAAUGCAGUGCAUGACUCAGUCAACCUAUUUACAAAUGUGAAUGCUCUCUGUAAAAAAAUUAAGGGAGGCGGAGAAAAAAAGGAUGCUAAAGAUGAAUCGUCUACGGAUAAUUUAGAUGAAUACAUAACGGGUUUGUUCAAACCGAUAUUCAUCAACGAAGCCGUAAACACCUUAACAAAGCAAGCCGAGUUAAUAGAAAUCAUCAAAGGUGGUGGAACCACGCACACCCAAUCAACAUCGAAUGCCAGUUUCGUUACAUCACCAGUUGUUAGCCCAAUAAGUCCAUUAAUUUCAAAUGCUGAUAAUAUAAUGCAAAUGAUUAAUAUUCCUCAAGAUGCUGAUCCGAAUGUAUACCAGCAACAGGUUCAACGAGCCUUUUUGCAAUCAGCGAUGGCACAAAAUUUACAAAUUCAACAACAGUUGUUAGCACAGAAUCAGGCACUGCAAACAUUGCUUAGUCAACAAGAUGCACCAACAGGCACAACAUCACCCCCUCUAGUACCCGUUCUGACAACAGUUCAGCAAACCAGUCAUUCAACCAAUACCAUUGCAACAAAAGUAAAUAGUUCACCAAUAGCAAAUCAGAAUAAUGUGCGUAAGCAAAGUGUUAAGAACCGAAUAUCUCAGUUUUCAGAGAACGAUAGAAAUAGAAAAGCCUCCUCGGAAAGUGGAGGAUCGCUAAUACCACCACCACCACCUCCUCCAAUGCCGCCACCAAUAGAAGCCAAAGACCCCUCCGAAACUCGACAUUUUCUGGAUCCAUACGGUCGAGCAAAGACAGUGCGAAUAGGAAAAUGGCGUUGGCCUCCGCCACAAGACGCACCACAAUUUGAGACUGAGGAGGACUUUUUUGCAUUCAAAAUGCGACAAUCGCAACGAAAAACCACACCUCAAUCUCAAUUUCACAGCAGUAAUGGCUCACUAACUGGCUCGGCAAUGGAAUGGGAGGAAUUUGAAAUCGAUACUUCUAAAAGCCCAUCUCCCACUUCCAAUGUGCCACCAACUCAUGCUCAAAUGGUACGAACCACACUGAAAAUUGAAACAACUGGCGGAAAAAUGGCUACUAAAGAAUUAUAUGAACAACAGCAACAACAAACAGUAAUUACAACAAAGUUGGCUAAAAAGAGUUUCGAGAUCGGUGCUGAGCGGCCGCCGCCAGGUAGCGUUGGAAAACUUAAAUUAAGUUCAGAAAUGCGACAACGACUCGAACAAGUUACCGCUGGACAUUCGGUACGAUCUACAGUUAGCACGAAGUCCGAGCAGAGAACCCCAGCAAAGCUAGAGGACACAAGGAAACUUAUGCUGCAACAGCAAUUGAGUGGACAUUUUCUGAGUAUGGAGAGCAAGCAUGAUCAAGACUUGCCUUCAGUCCGUACACAAAUCGAGCGAAUGGAAGGUAAACUCUCACCACCACCCACAUGGCCAGCUAUUGUGCCUCCAGCUCCAAGUGUUCCAGCACCACCACCACCCAUACGACCUCCAACAAUCGCGCCACCAGCGCCACCGCCAGCACCUAAAACCCCACCCACAACUCAUGAACUGGAAGCAGAUGAUGUUAUCUUCCGAAGUCAAAGUGGAAAGGACAUCCCGGCAUUCAUACAACGUCAGGAUCGUGACACAUUCGGAGCUCGCCACAAUUGGAAUGGCUCCGAUGACUCAAAAGAGGCCUAUGACUCUUGGGGACGUGCUGAAGCGGCCAAACUAGAUAUGGUGUACGAGACCAGCUUCAAAAAAGAAAUGAAAUCUGAAAGGGAACGAUCCAGAUCACGAUCGCGCUCUCGCGAUCGCGAUGAUUUCUCUGAGUCUGUUUGGGAUCGAGCCGAAGUAGAGGGUCCUUCAUCCAGCGGUAGUGAUCGAGAAAGAGAAAAAGAACGUGAAAAACGAGAACGCGUAUACGAAAUCCGACAAGUUGAACGUGAAAAGGAAAGUAAUAAAGUGUAUCAUCCAGCUCCUCCCAAGGUCAUUACAGCUACGGUUCAACGAGCGGAUGGGCCAUCUACAGUUGCCAAAAUGGAACGCAAAUUCUCUCAGCCCACACAACACUCAAUACAUAAACAAACAACAACGAAUUCUACUAGCAUGAGCUCUACUUCCACCACUGCUCCCGCCACAUUCCGCACACAUAUGGCGCAAAAGUACGAAAAGGAACGUAAACGAAAGUCAUCCGCAUCCACAGUUCUGUCUCAAAGCUUACGCCGCGACGAGGAGACAGAUGGCGGCGACGAAUGGCCAUUACCAGCUAUACCAGCUCCUGUACCAGCCCCGCCUUCUAUUAAGAGUCCAGCGACCGCUUGUUUCACAUAUAACAGGGUGCCAUGGAGAUUACGCGUUCGCAAAGAAGUAUUCCAUCCCAAUGAACCGAUAGGGCCGCCUCUUGCUUUAGAUUUGCUCUUUGCACAGGUGGUAUCCGACGUUUUCGGCAUAACUCCCUGUCUACGCAUUUCGCCACAAGAGAAAUCCGUUGCAUUGAGCAUGUUGAACGGACAUGGCGUAAACGUCGAGACCUUGCGUAGCCAGAAUAUCAGAGCAAUAGUCAAGCGCCACUUGAUCGAUAUGGCACGCAGUUGGCCACUCUAUUUUGCCCGUCUAUUUGCAGUGCAAGGUGCGCCGCAGUACCCCGACGUCUCCAUAAUGGGCAUUUCACACAAUGGACUUUACUUGGCGCGCCGUGAUGCAGAAUAUCUGAUUGUUGUGCAAUCCAUAUCACUAAAUGAAAUUCAAAACGCAAUCACGUUGCCGCGUCCAGCUUCCCUGCAACUCAAUUUGCGUAGCGGUGAACAUUUGGCUCUGCAUGCAGCCCGAGCAGCUUCAAUUCAGGCGAUGAUUACAACUUUCGUACAAGAGUUCCGCAAGAGCCAAUCGAAAGCUUCCACCUUGUCUUCGGGUGCCCGUGCAGCUGCUCAAACACUAAAUGUCCCCAUCGAACGCCUGGAAUCGCGCCAAUCGAACCAUCGUGAACAUGGAAACGCGGUCAAUAGCCAUAACGGUAUGGCAGCAAUGAACUCUUCGAGCGGACAUGAACCUCAUUUGGAAAAGUCCGUUGGUCUGCAACAUGGGCGUCACAGUGCCGACACGGAGGUCGAUGUCCACCAUGACGCGCACCAUUUGCUGGACAGUGAGGCCGAUUCUAUGAUCCCAAAUGCGAGCACACACACGGAGGCGCAAAAGGAACGCCAUCAGUAUACAAAGCAGGCGAGUUACCUGCAUUCAGCGCGCAAAACAUCCAGCAGCCAGCAGCAAAUGCAGCAACAGCCCCAGCAACCGCAACCGCAACCCCAACCGCAACAACAACAUCAACAAAUGCUUGCUCACAAUCAUGCUGCGAUGCCACAUCAUCUUGAUGCUAACUACAUGACGGAGGAACCCAAUGGCAGCGGCGGCCCCUCGCCGUCCGUCACUAAAUAUUCUCUUCUUCAAUUCGCCAUGCAGCACUUCCGAAACGAUCAGUAUCCUGAAGUUCGUGCGCACACCCGCGAUCCAACUCGAGACCACGGCGAUCGCCGGAUUCCUUCAUAUGCGGAUCUUGUGAAAUGGCAAGGCAUCCCCAUUCGUAUGCCACUGCUGCGGUUGCCCAAUGACUUAGCUCCUUUAGCGCUCGAGUGCUUUGAAUGUAUUUUGCGUUAUUGCGGUGAUAUACCACACGAUCCUGAGCUGACUGAAGUUAAGUGUGUCUACACAGUGCUUAUGCAUUGUCAUAAAUAUUUGGCGCUUCGCGAUGAGGUUUAUUGUCAGUUGAUGAAACAGACGACUGCCAAUCGCUCUCCGUGUCCGGACUCUGCGCAGCGUGCAUGGCGUCUGCUAAGCAUUUUAGCAGCCUACUUUGGAUGCUCCGAUGCGCUACGCCCCUACCUAAUGGAACACUUGACUUCGGCCGCUUCGGAUCGGAGGCGUUCUUGUCACGGUACAGCAGCGGUUUGUUUAGCUAAUCUGCGUAAAACGGCGCGAUGUGGCGGUCGGAAGAACGUUCCAAGUGUAGAAGAAGUUACUGCUGUAUCUGCUGGACGUUCAGCACGUCGUCAAAUUUAUCGCCUGCCAGGAGGGGCGGAACGUGUCGUCAACACUCGUUGUUCAACAGUGGUCGCUGACGUCAUUGCCGAACUUUGUGCGCUGCUUAGCGUGGAAUCCGAGGCUGAGCAGCAGGAGUUUUCUUUAUACUGUAUUGUACAAGGCGACGCCUUUACGAUGCCCCUCGCUGCGGACGAGUAUAUAUUAGACGUUACAACGGAGCUCCUUAAAUCCGGCCAGCCAUUCUACUUGAUAUUCUGUCGCUCAGUUUGGCAUUUCCCUCUAAAACGUGAUCCUGCACCAACGCCUCUCUAUGUGGAGGUGCUUUUCAAUCAAGUGGCGCCAGAUUACCUAGAGGGUCUGCUAUUGGAAAUACCUAGCAAUGGAGUGCCUAUUCCAGAGAUUGUGCGCGACAUGGCCCGUAUAGCUGCGCUGCUUCAUCGCGCCGCUGAUCUAACACAUGUUCCGGCUAUGAAAGAAAUUAAAUUCCUUCUGCCUAAACCGGCGCUCGGCAUUCGCGAAAUUCGUCCGGCGCAAUGGGUGGGGUUAGUGCAAUCUGCCUGGCCUCAAAUUGCUGGCUUGACGCCGGGCCAAGUGAAGGCACAAUUUCUUACGGUGCUGUCGGCGUGGCCCUUGUUCGGCAGUAGUUUCUUUGCAGUGAAACGCAUUUGGGCCGAGGAGGGACCACAUGUCGAAGACACCAAUCCAAUGUGGCGUGAUCUGAUACUGGCCUUAAAUAGACGUGGUGUGCUAUUCCUGGAUCCAAACACGCAUGAAACGCUACAGCACUGGCCAUUCAUGGAAGUAAUUUCCACCCGCAAGGUUCGAUCGGAGGACGGUGCUCUCUUUCUGGACAUGAAAGUUGGUAAUCUCAUGCAGCAGCGAGUAAUACGGGUCCAGACUGAGCAAGCGCACGAGAUAUCACGACUCGUACGCCAAUAUAUAACAAUGGCACAAAUAAGCCAGAGGGACAAACGGGAAAUGAAUUGAAAUCCAUUAAGAGUAUAAAUUAUUUAAUAUCGUUGAUUCUUUACACAUAUGUACAUACAUAAAUGUAUACACAUGCGUGUACCAUGGUUAUAAGUUUUAUAUACAUAUGUAUGUAUACAUGCAUGUAUAUAUCGAGGGCUUAUAUUCAAUAUCCUCUAACUGCACUUUUCACAACAAUGAGAUUCAGAUAGAAAGAUCCACCUAAGACUUGAUAUUAGGUGUGUAUAGUAGCUUCUCUAGUAAAAAAUUGCAGCUAGAGCGUAAACGCAAAAUGGAGCGUAAAAUUGAGAAAAAGAGCAGAAAAAGUUAUUGAACA